This is a messenger RNA of Paramisgurnus dabryanus, 10672 nucleotides long. The record is from RefSeq and is a predicted model, not a curated record. Lineage: Eukaryota; Metazoa; Chordata; Actinopteri; Cypriniformes; Cobitidae.
CACGCGCAGAUUCACGAGGAAUGAAAACGCACACGACCUUCCGCUGUGUUCAUGACAUCCUUUUAAACGGGUUUCACUGAGUCUGAUCUACAGGAGAGAUCUACAGUGUGAUCGGACUGAUCGGAUGUUCAGCUCGCUGUGAUUAUCAUGGCUGCGUCUGAAUUAUAUACAAAGUAUGCACGGGUUUGGAUCCCAGAUCCAGAGGAAGUUUGGAAAUCAGCAGAGCUCAACAAGGACUACAGACAAGGAGAUGGAGUUCUGCAGCUUCAGCUUGAGGAUGGGAAGGAACUGGAGUACAAAUUGGACCCCAAGACAAACAACCUGCCGCAUCUGCGUAAUCCAGAUAUCCUGGUGGGAGAGAACGACCUGACGGCUCUCAGUUACCUGCAUGAGCCUGCUGUCUUACACAACCUGAAAGUGCGCUUCACUGAUUCCAAACUCAUCUACACAUACUGCGGUAUCGUCCUAGUCGCCAUAAACCCAUAUGAGACACUGCCCAUUUAUGGAGCCGACAUCAUUAAUGCGUACAGCGGGCAGAAUAUGGGCGACAUGGACCCGCACAUCUUUGCGGUGGCAGAGGAGUCUUAUAAACAGAUGGCCAGAGAUGAGAGGAAUCAGUCCAUCAUCGUGAGCGGAGAAUCCGGGGCGGGUAAAACCGUCUCCGCCAAAUAUGCCAUGCGUUACUUUGCCACGGUCAGCGGCUCUGCCAGCGAAGCCAACGUGGAGGAGAAAGUUCUGGCAUCCAACCCCAUCAUGGAGUCUAUAGGUAAUGCCAAGACCACUAGGAAUGACAACAGCAGUCGAUUUGGAAAGUACAUUGAGAUCGGCUUUGAUAAGAAGUAUCAUAUCAUUGGGGCGAACAUGAGGACAUAUCUACUGGAAAAAUCACGAGUUGUAUUUCAGGCGGACGAGGAGAGAAAUUAUCACAUCUUCUAUCAGUUGUGUGCGUCUGCUAACCUGCCAGAGUUUAAAGCUCUUAAACUGAGGACAGCAAAUGAGUUUCACUACACCAAACAGGGCAGGAGCCCGGUGAUAGACGGUGUGGAUGAUGCUAAGGAAAUGUCAACCACCAGGAAUGCCUUCAUAUUGCUAGGUGUGAAUGAGUCCUAUCAGAUGGGAUUGUUUCAGAUUCUGGCAUCAAUUUUGCACUUGGGAAAUGUGGAGGUGAAGGACAGAGACUUGGACAGCAGUAUUAUACCACCAAAUAAUGCACAUCUGAGCGUAUUUUGUGAAUUGAUGGGCGUGACAUAUCAAGACAUGUCUCACUGGUUGUGUCAUAAGAAGAUAAAGACAACAACUGAGACCUUCAUAAAGCCCAUCCCUAAACUACAGGCCAUAAACGCCCGUGAUGCUCUGUCUAAGCACAUCUACGCCAAACUCUUCAACUGGAUUGUUGACCAUGUGAACAAAGCACUGCAUUCAUCAGUCAAACAGCACUCAUUUAUCGGAGUCCUUGACAUUUACGGAUUUGAAACAUUCGAGAUCAACAGUUUCGAGCAGUUUUGUAUUAAUUAUGCCAAUGAGAAACUACAGCAACAGUUCAACUUGCAUGUGUUUAAACUGGAACAAGAGGAAUACAUGAAAGAACAGAUUCCCUGGACUCUCAUUGAUUUCUAUGAUAAUCAGCCGUGUAUUAACCUCAUCGAGGCCAAGAUGGGCAUCCUGGACCUUCUGGAUGAAGAAUGCAAGAUGCCGAAGGGUUCGGAUGACUCCUGGGCUCAGAAGCUGUAUAACACCCAUCUGAAGACUUGUGAACUUUUUGAAAAGCCAAGGAUGUCUAAUAAAGCUUUCAUUAUUCAGCACUUUGCAGAUAAGGUGGAGUAUCAAUGUGAUGGUUUUCUGGAAAAGAAUAAAGAUACGGUGAAUGAAGAGCAGAUCAACGUCCUGAAGGCCAGUAAGUUUGACCUGCUGGUGGAGCUGUUUCAGGAUGUGGAGAAAGCCACGAGUCCGACAGGUGCUGCUCCUGCCCCUGGAGGGCGCACUCGUCUCAGUGUUAAACCAGUCAAGAGCAAAGCUGGUCAAUCCAGCAAAGAGCACAAGAAGACCGUCGGACUGCAGUUCCGGAAUUCUCUGCAUUUGCUGAUGGAGACGCUGAAUGCCACUACACCACAUUACGUUCGCUGCAUCAAACCCAACGAUCACAAAUUUGCCUUCACGUUUGAUCCUAAGAGGGCAGUACAACAGCUCCGUGCAUGUGGAGUUUUGGAAACCAUCCGGAUCUCUGCUGCUGGUUUCCCAUCUAGGUGGACGUAUCAGGAGUUCUUCAGCAGGUAUCGUGUCCUGAUGAAACAGAAAGAUGUCUUGACAGAUAAGAAGAUGACCUGCAAGAACGUCCUGGAGAAACUUGUGCAGGAUCCAGAUAAGUACCAGUUCGGGAAAACCAAGAUCUUUUUCCGGGCCGGACAGGUCGCGUACCUGGAGAAACUGCGUGCUGAUAAGUUGCGUGCCGCUUGCAUCCGCAUCCAGAAGACCAUCCGUUGCUGGCUGGCACGUAAGAAGUACCUGCGCAUGAAGAACGCCGCCACAACCAUCCAGAGAUUCGUCCGUGGAUACCAGGCCCGCUGCCUCGCCAAAUUCCUGCGUCGCACACGGGCUGCGAUCGUAAUCCAGAAGUAUCAGCGCAUGUAUGUACAGAGGACGUCCUACAAACGCAAACAGGCCGCAGCUCUGGUCAUGCAGUGCAUACUCAGAGCAUACAUGGCAAGACAGCUUUAUAAAGCGCUUCUGCGUGAGCACAAGGCCAUCAUCAUUCAGAAGAUGGUGCGCGGCUGGUUGGCGCGUCAGUGGUACAAGCGGUCGCUCCGAGCCAUCGUGUACCUGCAGUGCUGCAUCCGGCGCAUGCGAGCCAAACGCGAGCUCAAGAAACUCAAGAUCGAGGCCCGAUCGGUCGAACACUUCAAGAAGCUCAACAUCGGUAUGGAGAACAAAAUCAUGCAACUGCAGCGCAAGAUAGACGAACAGCACAAAGAGAACCGUGCUGUCAGCGAGCGCUUGAACGGUCUGGAGAUCAGUCAUGCUGCAGAGUCCGAGCGUAUGCGGGGAGAGCUCACGCGUCUGCGAGGGGCAGAAGAGGAGGCUAAAAACAAUGCCAACCGAGUCACAUCUCUCCUGGAGGAGCUGGAGCGUCUGCGUAAAGACCUACAGAACACACAGAAGGAGAAGAAGACCAUCGAGGACUGGGCACAAAAAUACCAGGAUGAGAUGGAGCAGAUGAUCUCCGAACUGAAAGAGCAGAACCACCUGCUGAAGAACGAGAAAGACGACCUGAACCGACUGAUCCAGGAACAGAGCCAGCAGUGGACAGAGAAAAUGCAGAGGGCUCUGAAGGAGGAAACCCAGCAGUUAGAAAGCGAUUUAAACGAGGAACGCUCUCGCUAUCAGAACCUGCUUUCAGAGCACCUCCGACUGGAGGAGAAAUACGACGAUUUGAAAGAGGAGAUAACCCUGGCAGUGAACAUUCCCAAACCUGGGCACAGACGCACAGACUCCACGCACAGCAGCAACGAAUCCGAAUGCACGUACUCAGAGUUUGCCGAGUCAGAGGAGGGGUCUCGCGGAGGAGAGGAUGUUUCCAAAGGGAUACUGGAUAUGUCUCUGUUCCUGAAGCUGCAGAAGAGAGUGUCCGAACUGGAGCAAGAGAAACAGUCACUGCAAAACGAACUCGAUCGCAGAGAGGAACAGUUUCAACGGGCUAGAGCCAGGGAUGAUGAGGAACACAAGAAAUCUCGCAGCGCUGAACUGGAGUAUGAAUCUCUCAAGCGUCAGGAGCUGGAGUCUGAGAAUAAGAAGUUGAAACAUAAUCUAAAUCAGAUGCGUCAGUCUCUAAGAGGCCAGACUGAGGCCAGAUCCGCUGCUCCCGGUUCUCCUGCGUACGUGGUUCUUCUGGACCAGCUGAACGCCUCCAAUGAGGAGCUGGAGGUGCGUAAGGAGGAGGUGCUUAUCCUGCGAUCUCAACUCGUCAGUCAGAAAGAGGCCAUGCAGCACAAGGCGACCAUGACUGAACCCUUGCCCUACAUUGAGGAUGUGCAGAAGUUGACUGAUGCCAAGGAGAUCUCGCAGGCGUACAUGGGCCUGAAAGAUACCAACAGAUCACCCAGAUUUGCGCGCAGACCGACUGAAGUUAAUGAGCUUGUGAACAGGUUGAGAUCUCCCUUCCCUGACUACCAUAAGAUGAAUGAGGAUGGGGAACUGUGGCUGGUAUAUGAAGGGUUAAAGGAAACAAACAGGUUGUUGGAGUCUCAGCUGCAGGCACAGCGUCGGUCUCAUGAGAAUGAGGUGGAGGUUUUGCGUGGAGAGCUCCAGAGUGUUAAAGAGGAGAAUAACCGGCAACAGCAGCUCUUGGCUCAGAACCUUCAGCUUCCUCCGGAGGCCAGAAUCGAGGCUAGUCUGCAACAUGAGAUCACACGUCUCACCAACGAAAACCUGGAGCUUCAUUCUGAUGACCCAAAGGAAUAUAAAGCCUACAGAUUCAGCAUUUUACGCAGAAUGAUUGACCUCAUGGAGCAGCUGGAGAAACAGGACAAGACGGUUCGCAAACUAAAGAAACAGCUCAAAGUCUUUGCCAAAAAGAUCAACGACCUUGAAGGUGGUCAGAUGGACGUGUCUCCAGGACAGACGACUGACGAGCCCGUUCACCCGGUGAAUAUUCCACGCAGAGAGAAAGAUUUCCAGGGAAUGCUCGAGUACAAGAAAGAGGAUGAGCUCAAACUGGUCAAAAAUCUCAUACUAGAGCUGAAGCCUCGUGGUGUGGCAGUGAAUCUGAUACCGGGUUUGCCCGCAUACAUUCUCUUCAUGUGUCUGCGUCACGCUGACUACGUCAAUGAUGACCAGAAAGUGCGAUCGCUACUCACCUCCGUCAUUAACAGCAUCAAGAAGAUCCUCAAGAAACGAGGCGAUGACUUUGAGACGGUUUCCUUCUGGUUGUCGAACACGUGUCGGUUCUUGCACUGCCUGAAACAAUACAGCGGAGACGAGCAAUUCAUGAAACAUAACUCCCCGAAACAGAACGACCAUUGUCUCUCCAACUUUGACUUGGCCGAGUACCGACAGGUCCUCAGCGACCUGGCCAUUCAGAUCUACCAGCAGCUCAUCAAGUGUAUGGAGAACAUCCUACAGCCCAUGAUCGUCUCCGGCAUGCUGGAACACGAAACCAUUCAGGGCGUGUCGGGGGUCAAGCCCACGGGUCUCCGUAAAAGGACGUCCAGCAUCGCCGAUGAGGGAACGUAUACGUUGGACUCCAUCAUCCGCCAGCUCAACACCUUCCACUCCAUCAUGUGCCAGCACGGGACAGACCCAGAGCUUAUAAAACAAGUGGUCAAACAGCAGUUUUACAUCAUCGGCGCCGUCACGCUUAACAACCUGCUGCUGCGUAAAGACAUGUGCUCCUGGAGCAAGGGCAUGCAGAUCAGGUAUAAUGUGAGUCAGUUGGAGGAGUGGUUGAGAGAUAAGAACCUCAUGGUAUGCGGUGCUAAAGAAACACUGGAGCCGCUGAUUCAGGCCGCACAACUGCUUCAGGUUAAAAAGAAAACUGAUGAAGAUGCCGAAGCCAUUUGCUCGAUGUGUAACGCUCUCUCUACAGCACAGAUCGUGAAGGUGCUGAACUUGUACACACCUGUCAAUGCGUUUGAAGAGCGUGUGUCGGCACUGUUCAUAAGGACUAUACAGACACGUUUACGAGAUCGGAAGGAGUCACCUCAGCUGCUGAUGGACACCAAAAUCAUCUACCCCGUGACCUUUCCUUUUAACCCAUCCUCUCUGGCACUGGAAACCAUUCAAAUCCCCAGCAGCCUCAAUCUGGGCUUCCUUUCUCGUGUGUAGACCUGAGUCACCUCAUCUCAGCCAAUCACAUGGCAGGAACUACAUUUUAAUAUAUAUAUAUAUAUAUAUAUAUUAGGGAUGUAACGGUAUUAUAAAUUUCGUGGUAUUGCGGUAUAACAUUUUCGCGGUGCAACCGUGGUCACGUGAUUCGGUAAAACAUUGGGUCUUCCGGGCAACACGUGUAGUUUUUUUUCCACCAAAGUGCAGCGAGACACGGGAACUACAAUUCCCAUAAUCCCAUGCGUGCCACUCUGUCUGAUGCCUCUCUACAAGUGGAGCAACAAUGGCGGAAGCAAAAGAAACACGGAUUUUAAAUCUGAUGUGUGGAAAAAGUUCGCGUUCGCUGUGACAAGAAACGAAAAAGGACAAAAUGUGAUGGACAUACAAAAAACGAGUGUGAGUAAAUCCGUGAAUGAGGAGAGCGUGUAUGCCGUUUCUCAAUUAGAAAGCAGCCUCCUUAGAUCGCAUAUGCAGGCUGCAUCCGUCAUUACACGCCUGGUGUAUUUAAGUAAAAUGAGUAUUACAUUCGCAAGUCAUAAGCAUGUUACAACAAUAUACGAAUGAAUAAGAAUAAUUGUCAACUUGAAAAAUGUUAAUAUUCUAAAAUAAGACGUUCUUCAUGACGUAUGCAGCCUACAAAUGCGACCUAUGGAGGCUGCAGACUUCUGAUUGGGAAAUGAGCCCCUGCAUUGAGUGAGCUGACCUCAGCUCUAGGUCCAGCUACAAUAAGUAAGCUGCUAUUUUCAUUUUUACUGGGUUGUUUUUAUUUUCAGGAAUUGACCCGCUUAAAACCCAUCAUCUUUUCUUGAUUCUGCAAUCACAACUGUUGCUUUCAUAGGAGUAUCAAGCAUUAGCAUUAUUAAUAAUAAUAAAAACUAGGUCAAUUGAGGGAGUGACUCAAUUCUUAAAACCUGACUGAUUGGGAGUUGUUUAAAGUUGACAAACUAAACUGAAACUUUAUUUUUUAUUUUAUUACAUGGUCUAAUUAUUUUUGUCCUUUUUAUGAAAAUUGUAAACACUAUGCUACGCUACACUUUGUACAUUGUAAUGUUCAGUCUUGUUUAAUGAACACUUAUGGCAGUUUUUCCAAGUCUUCAUAUGUUUUUUCCUUCCUGUAAAUGUUUCAAUAAUUACCGUACCGUGGGCAUCCUACCGAAAUACUACCGUACCGUGAAUUUUUGAUACCGUUACAUCCCUAAUAUAUAUAUAUAUAUAAAGUAAAUAAUUGUAAGUAAAUAAACCACAUACUCAAAAGAGAAAUGCAGUUCAGACCUUUUAAACCAGUCUCACAAAAAAUGCCUUUCUUCAAAUUGGAAAAGGCUUAGUUUUGUUUGAUUGAACAUUGUGAUAUUGUUAGCAUUACAUUUUAUUUACCUCUCCUAAAUUCUUUAACGCAAAAAAAUCUUUGAAAAAAUCCAAUUUAAUUAAAUUCAAAUUGUUAUGUGUAAGAGAGAUGUUUGAGAUGAGAGGUACAUACAUAAAAGUAGCAGUUGCGUUGCUUUAAUUUAUGAUGAGAAACCUAAAAAUACUGUCAUAAUUUUAACUGUAAAACUGAAAUCAGAAACACAAUUGACAUAAAAGUAACUCAAUAGCAAAUCUGAAUGCUUCACAGUAAUAACAAUAAUGAAGGAAAUGUGCUUUCAUGAAAAUAAUGUCACAAUGCGUACAACAUCUUAAUAUUGAAUUUUUUUCAUAGUUUUGCACUGUUGCAAAGCAGUGAAUCUUUUUGUGAGAUUAAUCCCAAAAGGUUUGAUUCUUUAGGGAAGUUUUUAUGGCCAUAAGUACACAAAGUUUUGGUUAUGGAAGAUGAAUGCCAAAAGGUCAAAAUCACUACACAAAUGCCUGUUGGCUAUCAAUCCAGAAUAUUGUUGCAGGGCUGUAUAAUGUUAUACAUAUAUAAAUAUCUAUGAAUAUGUAUGAUGUUAGGAUAUUUUAUUUAUUGCUUUGCCCAGUCAGAUAUUUUCUCUCUUGAAUGCUAUAGCCAACAUAGAUAUCCAGUCACAGGACGUCCUCUAUCAGAUUCAUAUCAGGCCUUUGAGCUCUGCUGACUUCAUUAAUGUGCGUAGAUGUUAAUUUGUUAGUAUUGUAUAUUUUGUAAUGUUGAUUAGCUAUGAAAUAGUCACGUCUGGUGUUAACAGGCAGAAAGGAAACUGAGCUUUUCCUCUUCUUCAUGAGCUUCCUCCUCAUCCUCAACAUUAUAUUAUUUUCUAAUAAGAUACUAGAGUCCUGGUGGGUGGGAUCACAGUAAACUAUCCCUACACUAUAGUAUAGUGAGGCGACAGAUGAUUGAGUCCUUUAGAUGAAUCUCAUGACCAUGUCACUUAUUAUUUAUGACCCAGAUGUUUCUCGACAGUUUUCAUGAUGUUCACGGCGGUGUCUUUUAUGCACAAAGACUAUAAAGACAACGCAAAGCACUGACUAUUAUUUACAAGACUGGAAGAUGUCAAGUCUGCUGUUAUUUAUUUCAGUAUUAUAUGAUUUUAACAAUUACAAACAUCUGUUACUUUUACAGCAUGUGCUGUUAUAUGGUUUAUUUAAUGUGAUAUCUAUCUUUUGUGUUCAUGUCAGUAUUAUCUUGAAUGUGUCAGACAGUUUUUCUUGAAGUUUAUUUUCAUUUCCACAUUAACUCCUGUUACAGCAGUCACCUUAUAACACUCAUACCAUAGUUCAGUGGGUUAUUGGUCAUUAUUCAUCUGAUCAUGUCAUGCUAUUACUGUAGUUACAGUCUUUUCUCUAUAACACACACACACACACUUUUAUAUCUGUCUCAACUGCUUUUAUGGUUGUUGUUGACAUGCAAUACAAGUACUGUAGAGAUGAGACUGUGUAAAAAAAGUAUCCAGUACAAUAUCUUUAAGCCAAACAUAUUAACUGAAAAAGCAAAUGUAUGCAUAAUAACUUCAUUGGCAAAAGGUUUUGGGCAUUUUCAAGCAAAUCUAACAACCUUUAUUGAGGUUAAAACAAACAAACCUAUAUUUCCUAAUAAAAAAUGAUAGAAAUAAUUUAACUAUAUAAUAAUGUUAUCUUACAUGAUUUCGCUUCUUUGGUAAAUAUUUUAGCUUGAAUUGUGGCAUACAGCUGUAUUUGUGAUUGUUAUCUAAAUGAAUAUCUAUAAUAAAUUCAGUACAGUCCUGUGAUGUGUAAAUAGAAAUGCACAUCUGUACUUUAAAAUGCACAUAUUCUCACUACUGUAAUGUGGUAAAAUACUAUACAAUUUUGCUCCUACACUGUUAGAAAACAAUGGUCCCAAGCAGGCGGUCAACCUUUAUAAAGGUUCUAAAUGUAUUUAUUUAGGCAAGGCAAGUUUGCACAUGUAUCAGCAUGUUUCGUACACUGAGGUCAUUUAAAAUGUGAUACAUGUAUAUGAUAUCAAUAUGUACCUCUAAUAUGAACUAUUUAGGUGCAAAGGUAUGAUUUUACAGAGGGACCAUUUUUUCUGACCGAUGAGAAAAAAUUUUUUCAUUAUUUGAUGGCUUUCUUAAAGCAAAACAAGAAAAAACUGAAAGUGAUUUUUUUGCAGUGUAUAUUAAGAUCAGUUUAACUCAUUCCCUGCCAGCCUUUUUUUUAAAGCUGCCAGCCAGCAAUAUUGGUGAUUUUCACAAAAUGCCUUCCAGGAAAAUGUUCUUCUAUAAAUGUGUUAACAUACAAAUAUAUCAAAUGAAAUAACAGACCCUCUGCUUUUAAACAUACAAACAAAAUGGGAAAAAAUUGUUUCAUCCUAUCUUUUUAUCACCUCAACUAUGGGUAGGUUUCUUCAAAAAGACAAAAUUUUGAGCAAAAAGCUGAAAUAAUUGCAUUUUUGUAAAGGAAUUUUGUUAGAGAUCAGACUCAGAAUGGUUAUCAAAGCAAACACAGAGUUUAAAUGUUGAAAAAUGAGUUUAUGCUUGAGUUUUUUAUAAAUUGGGUAUUAUCUAGUGGAGAAUAGCAGAAUUACAGAUUGCGGUAAAAACUCGUCAGGAAAACGUCAUUGGUAGGGAAAUGUUUUCUCUUAAUUGACAAGAUAACUCGUUUUUGUCACUAUCAAGAGUCAUUUUUUUAUUAUCAUGGGACCAUUUUGUGCUCAAUGUGGUGUUUACUUUUUAUAGUGUUUUUUUUUGUUGUUGUUUGUUUAGAAUGAUAAGAUAGAUUUACAAAUGCAAUCUGUUAAAGGUGCAUUUCACUUUAAAGUGAAGAUAAUGAAGUUGUACUGAAACACAAACAACUGAAAAUGUAAAACCUGAAUGUUAUAGUUCAUACAUGAGUUUAUUUACAGUGUCAUAUAAGCCUUACCUCUGAAUGGAUGAUAUGUAAUUGUUAUUACGUUUUAUUUUCACUUGUACAUUGUAAAUCCAUGUUAAAGCAGAUUUCAGAAAUGUCAUGUUUAGAUUAGUUAUUAGUUAUUUGAACAUUACCUAUGCCUCUCCAUUACCUAUUCAUUUGCAUUACAUCCUCUGGUCUUUAAAAACCUUUGCAUUACUGUAUAUAGCGAGUCGCCUUGCGGUCCACAGCUCUGGUUUCUCUUCAGAUGACUGAAUCAGUUUUCUGCUGUAUCUUUGAUAGGUUUGUCAUCUAUCACACAUGCACAUCAUGGUAACAGCAGUCAGUCUAGAGUCUGAUCGUGUCACUUAUGAUCUGACUGGUCUCAUGCUUGUAUAAAAGCAUAGCUUAUACAGACAUUGUUAUUCGCUGUAGUAAUGCUAAACAUCAACUGAACGCCUCGUGUGUUUGGUUCAUGAUUUACAGGAUCGAGGUCUCUGGCGUGAAGGGUUUGUUGUUCCUGUAGCUGUAAUUAUUUCAUGUGUUCAUUGAUGCAGUUUCAUGAAGUGAUCUACUAAUGUCAAAACCUGUUCAAGUCCAAUAAAUGAAUUCAGCACUA